Molecule: messenger RNA, 99 nt
Organism: Aphanomyces invadans
Lineage: Eukaryota; Oomycota; Saprolegniomycetes; Saprolegniales; Verrucalvaceae
Exons: 2
Coding region: 1-99 (32 amino acids)
Source: RefSeq, a predicted model, not a curated record
AUGGCCGGCAUCAAAGCGCCCAUGCUCGAGACGAUGUACUCGUACUUACAUGACAAUUGGAAACUCAAUACCAAGGACAAGCUGCAGCCUUUGACGUGA